AUGGCAAAAACUAGAGGUGGAAAAACUACAAAUAAUAAAUCUAAUAAACCUGCUCAUGCUCCAUUUGUACCAAUGAAUUUUAAUAAUAACAAUUAUACAAAUUAUACAAGAUCAUUAUACAACAUUAAUCCAGAAUUAAUUCAUAAUUCAUCAUCAAAUGUUUCAAUUCAGUCGAAUUUUAUAAAUCCAAAUUUGACUUAUAAUACUUAUUCAUCAAGUAAAAAUUUCAAUAGAUUACAAGUCUCAUAUAAUAAUACAAAUAAUUUUGAAGACAGAUCCAUGAUAUCCAAAAACUCUGUUAUAUCAGAGCAGCAGCAUAGAAGUUUGUCACAAGCAACCACUAUGUCAUUGGACGAACAUACACUAGUAAAUUCUUAUAAUACGGCUAAUACAGCUAUUCAACGACUUGAUAAUAACUCAAAAGAGUUAAAUUUUUCUAAUGAGCAAUUAUUAGUUAAUUGGCUAUAUACAUGGCCAGAUUUGAUUAUGCAAGUACAAAAUUUAACAGCAUCUUUACCAAAUAAGAAUAUAGCAGCUCUUGCCAAGGAUUUACUUGUUAAAAACUGUGAUCCAACAGAUGAAAAUAUUGAACAAUUUGUUGCUGGUAAAGUCUGGCAACAAAAACUUAGUAAAUAUCUUGAAGCUAGUAACUUCUCGGAGUUUAAAAAAUCUCAAUCUUUACUCAAGUCACUUGAAAACUUUAUUGCUAAAAGUUUGAAAAUUCAUGUUGAUUAUCAGGUUGUGGUUCAUAAUAAAGAAAAACUAUUUUAUAGUAAAAAUAUCUUAACAAAAAUUAAGAAACUCAAUCAACUUACUCUUUAUAUAAUUAUUCCAUUGGCAAGCCAACGAAAUUGUGUGAAUGAAUUGGAUCUUAAUCAAAUUGAUAUAGAGUCUUCAGAUAAUGAGUAA
Dentiscutata erythropus is the source of this 909-nucleotide messenger RNA. The record is from the annotation of a GenBank genome assembly. NCBI's taxonomy places the organism in Eukaryota, Fungi, Glomeromycota, Glomeromycetes, Diversisporales, Gigasporaceae.